UGAAGCUGCUGGGAGUGAACAGAGCACAGCCCUGCUCCUCGCCAGGGCCCUGCCAGGGCUGUCAGCGUGGUGCAAGGGACGAACAAUCUCAGCAUCCCAACCCUGUAGCAAAAGAAGAGCUGCUUGAAAAAGGAGUGUGCUGAAGGCUAGACACCUGUCACCCUAAGAUUUUCCUUGAAGAAAGAAAGCUAAGAAUGCAACCAACAAUAAAGUGAAUAAGCUGUGCAGCUGAAGAAGCAUUCUUCCACUUGGUGAAAAUGUCUUUUAUUUUUUGACAACGAUUAAAGAACAAUGGGGUCAAACACACUUGGGAAGGCUGCAACAUUGGAUGAACUUUUGAACACUUGUAUUGAAAUGUUUGAUGACAAAGGAAAUCAGUGCUCCAGCCAUUUGCCAAGAACCUUUCUUCUAAUGCACCGCUGGUACCUGCCUUCCACAGAGCUCGCUGGCAAGCUUCUGUCCACAUAUAGAGAUGCCAGUGGGGAGAACUGCAAUGAAUUCAGAUUAAAAAUCUGCUAUUUCAUGAGAUACUGGAUUUUGGAAUUUCCUGCAGAAUUUAACUUGGAUCUUGGACUGAUUCGCUUGACUGAAGAGUUUCGAGAGUUAGCCAGCCAGCUUGGCUAUGAGGAUCACAUCCAUCUCAUUGAUAUCUCCAGCAUUCCUUCCUAUGACUGGAUGAGAAGAGUUACACAGAGGAAGAAGAUUUCCAAGAAAGGAAAAGCCUGCCUGCUGUUUGAUCAUCUGGAGCCCAUUGAGUUGGCUGAACAUCUCACUUUUCUGGAGCAUAAAUCUUUUAGGAGAAUUUCUUUCACAGAUUACCAAAGCUAUGUGAUCCAUGGCUGCUUGGAGAACAAUCCUACUUUGGAAAGGUCUAUUGCUUUAUUUAAUGGUAUCUCCAAAUGGGUCCAGCUCAUGGUUCUCAGCAAGCCAACACCACAGCAAAGGGCAGAAGUAAUCACAAAGUUUAUCAAUGUUGCACAGAAGCUCCUUCAUCUCCAGAACUUCAACACGCUGAUGGCAGUUGUGGGAGGUCUCAGCCACAGCUCUAUUUCUCGCCUGAAAGAGACUCAUUCUCAUCUGUCUUCAGAGGUCACAAAGGACUGGAACGAAAUGACAGAGCUGGUCUCUUCCAAUGGAAACUACUGCAACUACCGCAAGGCUUUUGCUGACUGUGUUGGCUUCAAAAUUCCUAUUUUAGGAGUUCAUUUGAAAGACUUGAUUGCUGUCCAUGUCAUUUUUCCUGACUGGGUAGAUGAAAAUAAAGUAAACAUAGUGAAAAUGCAGCAGCUUUCCAUCACCUUGAGUGAACUGGUUUCCCUGCAAACUGCCUCUCAUCAUUUAGAGCCUAACAUGGAUUUAAUUAAUCUGCUAACACUGUCCCUGGACCUCUAUCACACAGAGGAUGACAUCUACAAGCUCUCAUUGGUGCUGGAACCAAGGAACUCCAAAUCUCAGCCUACCUCCCCGACGACCCCAAGCAAGCCAGUGGUGCCUCUGGAGUGGGCAUCUGGAGUGGUACCCAAGCCUGACCCGACAGUCAUUAACAAGCACAUAAGAAAGUUAGUGGACUCUGUCUUUAGGAACUAUGAUCAUGAUCAUGAUGGCUAUAUUUCUCAGGAAGACUUUGAAAGUAUAGCUGCCAACUUCCCCUUUUUGGACUCUUUCUGUGUGCUGGACAAAGACCAAGAUGGUCUUAUAAGCAAAGAAGAAAUGAUGGCUUACUUUCUGAGAGCUAAAUCGCAGUUCCAGUGUAAAAUGGGACCAGGGUUUAUUCACAACUUCCAGGAGAUGACCUAUCUUAAACCAACUUUCUGUGAGCACUGUGCAGGAUUUCUCUGGGGUAUAAUCAAACAAGGCUACAAAUGCAAAGACUGCGGUGCCAACUGCCAUAAGCAAUGCCGAGACCUGCUUGUGCUCGCCUGCAGAAAAUUUUCCAGAGGAACCUCCGUGGGCAGCAACCACGGCUCCCUGCCUAGCAGCCCCUCUCUGCCGCCAGUCCAGGAUGAGGUAUUUGAAUUUCCCAGCGUGGCUACAGAACACCAGGACCUCGAUAGCAGAGCUAUCACCCUCGUCACUGGCUCCUCGCGGAAAAUUUCAGUGCGGCUGCAGCGGGCGACCACCAGCCAAGCAACGCAGACAGAACCGCUGUGGCACGAGCCGGGCUGGAGUGAUUCAGGAUCCCAUACUUUCCCCAAAAUGAAGUCCAAGUUCCACGGCAAAGCUGGGAAGAACAAAGGGUUUGCAAAGUGGGAGAAUGAAAAGCCCAGCCUGCAGGCCGAUGGAGAGCCAUCGAUGCAGGCCAUAGAGGCCGAGGCCCCCCAGCACAUCCUGGAUCACAACGGCAUAGAAACGCUCCCCGAAAGACAGGAAUCGGAGGAUAGCUGAUUGCUCACCCUGAAACACAGAAAACCGGAUGACAACUGUAGCACAGCAAAUUGACAGGCUGUCGUAGACCACGUUUGGCCAUGGGAAGUUUUCCUGUACCUCAUACUUUUAAAUUCAGCUGUAGCCAUUUUCCAAGCUGGUAGGUGUUACAAAGCACUAUUUAUUUCUUGCAUGAUUAAGCCAUUUGGAUGAACAUUACACGGACACAGCAGAACAGAUCUCUGCGCUCAGUGUUUUUUCUCUUGUAUGACUGUGGAAACUUCCUCUACAUGCCAGCGAGGAUAUAUUUGGCCUCUUUCUGAAUAUACUGCAUCACUGCAGUCUGUCUGCCAGCAACAACAAGGGUGAGGACAGAGGCCAAGCAUCCACAUUCGUUUGAUAACACUCCUUUUUCCGAGGCUUGUAAUGAUUUUUAAGGAAAUAAGUGUGUAUGGUGAUUGAAUCUCAAAACACACGUCUUUCCAAAAAGUCCUCUACACUGAAAUCAUUUGAACACCUGGUGGUUUGAAUCUGGGGCACGUUUACCUUGCUACAGUGAGCUCAGUGAUGUUCAGCACCGUGACAGCAGUUCCCAGACCGAGGAUCCUUCAAGCGCACAGCCUGUGGCUGGGAGCAAAGGAGUUCCAAGACACUAUGCAGACAUCUGGUGAUACUGCAAGGGAGAGGAGUCCUCUCUGCCAGCACUGAUUAUGGUAGAAUUAGUAUGUAAUAAACAUCUUAGUUUAAGCGUG
Messenger RNA from Oxyura jamaicensis (ruddy duck), 3116 nucleotides. RefSeq names its product RAS guanyl releasing protein 3 (gene RASGRP3). The record is from RefSeq and is a predicted model, not a curated record. The transcript is spliced from 17 exons. Lineage: Eukaryota; Metazoa; Chordata; Aves; Anseriformes; Anatidae. Gene Ontology annotation, biological process: Ras protein signal transduction; positive regulation of GTPase activity. The coding region runs from base 292 to 2385 and encodes 697 amino acids. Gene Ontology annotation, cellular component: plasma membrane. Gene Ontology annotation, molecular function: calcium ion binding; guanyl-nucleotide exchange factor activity.